AAUUGGGAAACCAGCGGGACACGUACACGCAGUACCUAAAAUUGGAGGACCAGGAGCACUUGGGAGGCAAUUUGGAAGCCUAGUAACACCAGGAAUUGGCAGGCAUAUGGUAAACAGAGGAGGAACUAUAGGUUCGAUGAUGCCAAAGGAUGGAUUGCAUACAUUACAGAACGAGGCUACGGCACAACUAAAAGAAGUUGCAACUAAAGUGAAUAUCGCAAAACGUCGUCGUUUGCCACGAGGUCUUCAAGGACGUCAUUAUCGUCGGGAGGUCAAACACACAAUGAAUAAAGCUAUAGCUGAAAUGGCCCAAAUUGAGAAUAAAUCUCUUAGUCAACACCAGAUCGACCAAAUAGUAAACGCAUUAACUAAUAACUUCAAAACAGUCGUGGAAGACAUUUUUUCCAAAACUGUAUCCAAACUGACAUCCAAAGUACCUCUUACUGGUAUGGCAGCAAUCAAGAAAUAUAUAGGCGCGUUCUUUAUGCUGGAAUUGAUAAAAGAUUUAUUAUUCGGUGGCAUUGGUGAGGUUGUUGGGGUUGCUAAGCUUAUUUCUGUUCUUACUGAAGAUAUUAAGGUUAUCGAUAAUAAGGAUCGAUAUCGACAAGUGCUUUAUGAUUGUGUGUCACCUUUUGACCUACCUAACCCUGAAGACAAUUGGGUCGAUAACCAUUAUGUGCAUGAACAAGACGGAGAUGAUGAUGAUGAAGACGUAGAAGAAGGAGAUUUGGAAACACUGGUUACUUUAAACAAUCACGAGAUCUCUGUUGACAAAAUUACUUCUUUAAUAAACGCGAUUAUUGCGAAAAUUAAAGAAGGAAUUAAAGGAAAUUGGAAUGAAAUCCAAAAAUCCAAAUUAAUUCAAACACUUGAAAAAGAGGGAUUCUUCAAAGGAAAGAAAACUCUUGCAGAAAUAAUCAAAGAAGAAGACCAAAUAAGAAUUUAUAAAGAAAAUGGCUGCGAAAAGGUUCUCAAUGAAGCAACGGAAAUUUGCGAACGCAUUUCGAUUGAAGUUGAAUUUGAUCAUCAAAAACGUCGAGCGGCUAGAACAACUGUUACAAAUGCAGAGGAAUUUGAAACAAAAGUUUUCUUACCAAUCAUUGAAUCCGCAACUGAUUCAGUCACUGAUCGUUUCAAAGCACUAAAGCAACACAGCGAAUUAUUCUCGUUUCUUUAUGAUUUUGAAAACUAUGAAGCAAACCGAAACAACGGUAGUUUACAGAAAUCAUGCAAGAAACUAGAAAUUGCUUUAACUCAUGAUGGAAAAUCCGAUAUCGAUGGUGGCGAUUUAUUUGUAGAACUUUCAUUGGUUUCAAGUUUGGUUAAUCAGGAUAAUAUUAUUCACGCAAUCGAUAUACUGAAUUCAGAAGCGAAAAAUGGAAAACUUAGUUCCAAAUGCUGUUAUUGCGCUUCGCAUUCUGCUGACGAUCCCAGUUUCUGUUUCAACGGGAGAGCGAUCGUUUUCAAAGCUAAAGUUAACUAA
Molecule: messenger RNA, 1483 nt
Organism: Sitodiplosis mosellana (orange wheat blossom midge)
Lineage: Eukaryota; Metazoa; Arthropoda; Insecta; Diptera; Cecidomyiidae
Exons: 7
Coding region: 107-1483 (458 amino acids)
Source: RefSeq, a predicted model, not a curated record